CUGAAUUCACAAUAACCCACCAUUGGUAUAAACGUAACACAAAGACAUGGACAGUGCUGGUCACUACAGAAACAUGUCCAGAGAAGGUCCAGUGUAUUUCCUGUCAUUGUCAAACAGCUGGAUCAACAGUCCGACUCUACUGCCUGUUGUCGAAUGGCAGUAUGGUCCUGUUUGAUCUGUCACACGAGCAGGCUGAUCCAGUGAGGCAGACAGUACAGACGAUACCAGGGAGUGGGGCGCUCAGCAACCUUCACUCUCCUGGACACACAUCAUGUGGCUGUGGCCGGGACCACACAGGGACAAAAAGAAGGGAUAGGAAUAUUUGAUCUCCAGUUUGGUACUUUGAAAGCAUGGCGACCCUACCCUGGAGAUGUCCAACCCAAUGUUAAGAUAUACAGUCACCAUGGUAACCUGUUGGUAGCCCAAGGAAACACUAUGUACAUGAUACCAUACACGUGUCAGAAGUCGUCAGUGUCCAGUAUCCUUGGUCAGCAUCAGCAACUGACCUCCGGAGAAAGCAGACACACGCUGCCGAAAUGUAUGAAAUGGCCGAUUGAGUCGGAUAAUUCUAUUAAAGUACAAGUGUCCAAUCAGCAGAAGACAGAGGAACUUGCUUCUCUACUGUGUGACCAAGAUAAGACCAAAACCUACAAAAAGUUUAAGGCUACCUUCUGGGAGCUGAUAGAAUGUGUGAAGGAGUUUAGGAGCAUGUGGUAUAUGAGUCAGCUGUUUACCGACGUCCUGACGCGGUGUGUGACCGAGACAAACUUCUGGCCAAUCAAAGAGAUCACGGAACUUAUGCAGGUCUAUAGCAUGCCUGUAAGUUUGAUGUCAAAGGUAGUGGACGCUUUAAUUCAACACGACGAGGUCAGUCUCUUACACACAUUCCUACAGAGUGUGUCCGAGGUUCCCGAGGCAUGUCUGUGUAAGGCCCUUCAGUACUACAUCACGGCAGAAAAUGAGGUAUUGACCAAAGCAGCAAAGAACUUACAAAUAGACAUCUCAUCAAACGAGAGGAAGCCAUUUGGAGUUCACAAGUCUUAUUUUGUAAACUCAGUGUUGAGGGAAGGUUUCAACGACAUAUUCCUGGUGGAUUGCUUGAAGUCUCUCAAUUUCAAAAAUGUUCUGGUUCUGCUGGAGCAUCUUCAUCAAAUGUUGGGAGAUAAACUGGAAGAGAUAGGCAGUGAAGAGGAUGAGACAGAAAACGGAGACGAAGAAAUGGAAAAAGAAGAUGAGAUGGAAAAGGAAGAGGACCAACAGGACAGAAAAAUCCCGACAUUACAACAGCCCACUGUAGGACAGAUUGCUGACUGGAUUUGUGUGACACUCGAUGCUCACAUCACACAGCUAAUUAUCUCCCCUGAUGCGCGAUUGCUCCUCAUCAAUCUGCAUACCUGCGUGGCCUCACAGGUACAGUUUUACGACGAGCUGUCGAGUCUAGAGGCACUUCUGGAUCAACUCAAAGCCAAAUGUUCUGUAACAUCUAAGAAGGCAGUUGGACAGUACUGUGUAGAAGUUCUCCAUAUUCAUUGAUCGUUCUCCACAAAUAAAACAUUAUUUACUGUG
This is a messenger RNA of Pecten maximus, 1566 nucleotides long. RefSeq names its product nucleolar protein 11-like. Bases 436 to 1533 code for a protein of 365 amino acids. The record is from RefSeq and is a predicted model, not a curated record. Gene Ontology annotation, biological process: maturation of SSU-rRNA. The transcript has 12 exons. NCBI's taxonomy places the organism in Eukaryota, Metazoa, Mollusca, Bivalvia, Pectinida, Pectinidae. Gene Ontology annotation, molecular function: RNA binding. Gene Ontology annotation, cellular component: nucleolus.